Vitis vinifera (wine grape) is the source of this 2156-nucleotide messenger RNA. RefSeq lists its product as uncharacterized. Gene Ontology annotation, molecular function: phosphoglycerate dehydrogenase activity. The record is from RefSeq and is a predicted model, not a curated record. The coding region runs from base 861 to 1787 and encodes 308 amino acids. The transcript has 3 exons. NCBI's taxonomy places the organism in Eukaryota, Viridiplantae, Streptophyta, Magnoliopsida, Vitales, Vitaceae.
GGAGAGAGAGAGAGAGAGGGUUUUUGGCUUCUUGCGUGACGUGUGUAUUAUAUGGUAAUUGCCGGCAGUUUUGUUAUCAUUGUUAGAUGCAGUAGGGUAUUUCGUCUUCGUUUUUGUUUUGUAGUUUCCACGUGGACAUGGAGAAGUCACAGUGACCAACUGUUUACUCCUUGUUUUAUUUUUUUAUUUUAAUAUUUUGAUUUAUUUAAUACUGAUAUUUCCUUUAUUCAAAACCAUAUAAUUCAAUAAAUAAAAGGACAAAAGGCCGACUUCAUCUCUGCUCGGCUUUUGAUUCCGGCGACUCCUGGUGGGUCUCUCUAAUCCCUGAUUCGAACAGUUUCAUUUUUCGAUUUUCUCUCUUCUUUUCCUCCUUUCACUUAGUUUUUUCUAAACCAGUUUCAUAUUCAAAUUGUUUUGAUUUCUACAUGGGGUUGAGCUUUCAUCUUUUAUCUAUUGUAACUCCUACCUGGCCUCAAUCUUCUGUAGUCUCCUCUGUGACUCUUUUUCCAGGGUUAUAGUUCUCUGAAGGUUUUUUUUUUUAGUGGUGCUAGUUUUCCUUUUAUCCCAGUUGGUUAGAUGAGUCACUUUUGUUAGAUUUCUUUCAUCUCCUUUCGGUUAUGGUUGUCUUCUCUUUUCCUUAUUCCAAGGGUUUCUGUUCCUACAACUUUGGAUAUUUUUUUGAGACCCUUUACAUGGCAGCUCUUUCAGGUUUGCACUGUCCUAUUGAUAUAAAAGAUGGGUCUGUCCGUAAGAAGGUUUCUUCUUCAGUCAUGAUUAUUGGUUGGAUGGUAUUUCCAAUUCCAUCCCCUCAAUCAAUGUUGUUGAAGGGUUUCAGUGAGUAUUGGUAAAGCUCCUGAAUCAUGGAAUCUUCUUAUGAGGCAGUAAGAAAUGAUGAACCAGCCAAUCCUGGCCUUCAGAUUAUUAGGUACACCCCUUACCAAUCCUGGUCAUCACCUUGGUUUGAUUUGAGAGUUUUUUAUGUGAGAAUCAGCAAUUUUGAGGUUGAUGAUUCAACCCCUGAAUACCUCACUCUCAAUCACAUCCCCUUAAGCCCUGACACCCUCCUUGAAGUGAAUGGCACCAGAAGUAGUAUUUUCUCAGAUGGAGUCUCCUCCCUUUUGAGAAGGGAUCGAGUGGAUAAGAAGUCUGAAGAAGCCACAUUUGUGAGCACAGACAGUAUAAGGUUGACUGGGAGUGUCAAAUUUGAGGUUUUCGAUAAAGAGGAUCUCAUUCUUUCAGGUGCUUUGGAGAUGUCCAAUAGUAAUGGUUUUAUUGGGGAGUCGAAGACCAAUGCCAAGCAAUGGAGCAUGAAUUGUGAAUCAGAAAUCACUGCAGGAACUGCCUUCUUGAAGGGUAAACAAAUUGUUGGUUCUGAGUUACCACCUCCAACCAUUGAGGUCUAUGUUGCAGGCUGUUUCUCAGGAACUCCAAUCAUCUUAACCAAGACUUUGCAGCUUAGUUUUCGGAAGAAGCAUAAUAGGAAGGGUGCAUUGGAUUCUAUUCCUGAGUAUGAAACGACUGAAUGCCAGAAAAAUGUUCCAUCAUCGCUUGAUUUGCAGAUGUCUGAAUACACAAACUACAAGCCUGAAAGUGAAGAAGACUACAUGUACUGGAGGAGAACAGAAUUUAUGGAAGGUGAAGAUGGUGAACUCUCCUGGUUCAAUGCUGGUGUGAGGGUUGGUGUUGGGAUUGGCCUUGGCAUUUGUCUGGGAAUCGGAAUAGGAGUUGGGUUGCUGGUCCGUACUUAUCAAGCAACCACCCGAAACUUCAAAAGGGGGCUCAUGUAAUUCCCAUUGUCUGCACAACAACUUUCUCCCUCAAAUCCAAAGGCAGCUGACUGACUUGUUUUUGAGAUUGCAUCUUUGACAAAUUUUUACAGGCUUUGAAGUCACCUUCGUGUAGCUAACACAGACAUUGCUGUUCAGUAAGCUUUUUGUUUGAUUUUUAAGUUUCAUUGCUAUUGUGGUGUUUGUUUGUUUAGAAGGGCAUGAUAAUUGUGAAGCUGGUAGAAGUGGAAAGGGCUUACAAAUCCCUGAAUCGUCGAGAUGAUAUAUAUAUGUUUAAGCUUGUAUCACUUGCAUUGCAAUGUAAAUAAAUGUUGUUCCUGGAACUGUUGUAUCAAUAUAUAAUUUGGAUAAAUAUAUCCGUGUUUUUUA